This is a messenger RNA of Trichoplax adhaerens, 564 nucleotides long. RefSeq lists its product as uncharacterized. The record is from RefSeq and is a predicted model, not a curated record. NCBI's taxonomy places the organism in Eukaryota, Metazoa, Placozoa, Uniplacotomia, Trichoplacea, Trichoplacidae. Gene Ontology annotation, molecular function: identical protein binding; potassium channel activity. Gene Ontology annotation, biological process: potassium ion transmembrane transport. Gene Ontology annotation, cellular component: membrane. The coding region runs from base 1 to 564 and encodes 187 amino acids. The transcript has 5 exons.
AUGGAUGGUGAGGUUCAUUCGUUAUAUACAACGGCUCUAAACGAAUUUGCGCGAAUUCCUAUCUUUCCUUAUUUGCAGCUCUGUCAUAUGGUACUUUGCGCGAUGAAACUAAGAAAAGAGCAAGAAAUUAUGCAGAUAACCCGAACGUUUCCGUUGGCUUCCUUUGUAUCAUUCUAUUUUACUACAGUUUCUGGUACAAUUUUGGCUAACUUUUUUACCGGUAACCGUAUCUUCCAACCGUUAGAAAGUAGUGACAAACUCCUGAUGGCGCUCUUGAUAUGGUACUUGUUUUUUUGGGGACCUGCUGAUAAAGUCAUGUCAGUAGCGAGCUGGAAGCCUGUAAAGAUCAUUAUUACAUCAAUGAAAAUGAUGAAAACUGCUAAGGAUGUACUAAUUGGCUCAAAGUUGGGGUAUACUGCAAACCCAUCAUCUAUCAUAGCAACGGUUUUACCUGCGGCCAGCAAAAGCUGUGGAGGCUCUAUGUUUGGUCCCAUACACAGAAUGUUACGUGGUUCCUUUAAAAUCGAAGAUUAUAAGCAUGAAUUGCUAAAGCCAUCAUUGUAG